ACAUAUUGAAGCAUCAGCAGCAGCCAUGACCGACUCGGAUGAGACAGCUUGGAUCCAUUGGUUCUGCAAGCAGCGCGGCAACGAGUUCUUUGCCAUGGUGGACGAGGACUACAUCCACGACAAGUUCAAUCUGAACUUCCUGGACACUGAUGUGAACAACUAUCGCUGCGCCCUCGAGGUGAUACUCGACCUGAACACUGGCUCUGGCUCGGACAAUGCAGCCGAGUCCGAUGUGGAGGCCAGCGCUGAGAAGCUCUACGGCCUGAUCCACGCUCGCUUUAUCCUCACCAAUCGCGGCAUCGAUCUGAUGUUCGAGAAGUACCAGAAGGGCCUCUUUGGCACCUGUCCACGUGUCUUUUGCCAGCGCCAGCACGUGCUGCCCAUUGGGCUCAGUGAUAAUCCCGGAGACGAAAUGGUGCGAAUCUACUGCCCCAAGUGCAAUGAUGUUUACCUGCCAAAGUCCGCUCGUCAUGCCAACCUGGAUGGCGCCUUCUUUGGCACUGGCUUCCCCCACAUGCUGUUCAUGGUGAAGCCAGAGGUGCGACCCAAGCGCGCAAAGGCGAAGUUUGUGCCCAGACUGUAUGGCUUCAAGAUCCAUCAGCAGGCAUAUCGCGCAGAGACACAGAAGGACUCGCAGGAAGUUGAAACCUAAUCAAAUUCCACAAUUUUGAAACUUUUGUUUGUCUGUUGCUUCUAUUUCUGCCAUUAAACUCCCAUAAUCAUAACCAUAA
This is a messenger RNA of Drosophila guanche, 731 nucleotides long. RefSeq names its product casein kinase II subunit beta' (gene CkIIbeta2). The transcript is spliced from 2 exons. Gene Ontology annotation, cellular component: protein kinase CK2 complex; cytoplasm. The record is from RefSeq and is a predicted model, not a curated record. The coding region runs from base 26 to 652 and encodes 208 amino acids. NCBI's taxonomy places the organism in Eukaryota, Metazoa, Arthropoda, Insecta, Diptera, Drosophilidae. Gene Ontology annotation, molecular function: protein kinase regulator activity.